Molecule: messenger RNA, 4131 nt
Organism: Ostrea edulis (European flat oyster)
Lineage: Eukaryota; Metazoa; Mollusca; Bivalvia; Ostreida; Ostreidae
Product: hookworm platelet inhibitor 1-like
Exons: 9
Coding region: 652-1536 (294 amino acids)
Source: RefSeq, a predicted model, not a curated record
GUGGCUAUUAAGACAUGAGAUACAUUAAUAUUUUGUAUAUCGCGUCCAAAUGAAUCUAUUCUAAUAUCGUACGAGAAUGACACAAUGGAGAUUUAAGUCUGUAUGUAUUGUUAUAAAACUCAAUUAAGAGAGUCACCUCUAUACGGAGACAGGUGAUGGAAAUGUGCUUUAUACAGAUGAAAUCGAUAUAAAAUCUGUGUUAGACGUGCGAUAGUCAAAGAACGUAACAGCGCAACAAACUCAUUGGACAUGUUGUCUGUCAGUCAAAUUUUGCGGCCAUAUAUUAUGAAUGGACAUCUUUUUCGCAUACGUUUUUCAUUGACGAUAUAAAACAAUGCAUAUUCUGUUAUGUGAAUGAAAUUUAUUUACUCUAUGGAGAAGGCUAUUUGAACAUUUGGUGGCUUGAUAUUUACAGUGGUAUAAUUUUAUCGUACCGAUGUUACCAUUGCCACGAAAAUUAAAUGUUUCAAGGUCAUAAUUAUCAAUAGCACGGGGAUUUUAAUUGGCAAUUGCCGAGUUGAAUACCUUCUGAAGUUCGAUUGGUAAAGACGAGACGAAAGUUUUUAUAAAAGAACUUUUGAUCAUUUUAUGGAAGCAUACCGUUUUAGGACAACGGACGGGUCAGUCGACCGGCGAUAAAAUCAAUCAACGAUGAUUCAAAAUCGAAUCUACUGCAUAUUAUUUAUCAACAUUAUAGUUGUGACACAGCUGAAAGCAUCUCGGCUACGAUUUCGACAAAAAGAAGAAAUUCUACACGAACACAACCGACACCGGCGGAAUCUUGCUGGCGGGUUGUAUGGUACAAGGGUAUCUAACAUGCGAAAACUGAUUUGGAGUAAUUCUCUACAAAGCCAUGCAUCUGAGAUUUUACAGUGUAGUACAGAAAAUUCAGACUUAUUUCAGAACAGUUUCACUGUGAAUAUUGGACAAGGUUCCUCCUUCGGAAACGUAAUAAACAAGUGGUUUCGAGAAAUUCAAUAUUUAUUUCCAUAUGAAGCGUCAUGCUUGGAAUUUUCCAAAUGUAACAAUAUUCUAACGAUAAUAAAUGCAGAGCAUCACUCCAUUGGUUGUUCGUUUAAAAGAUGCAGUGGUAAAAUUAAACUACUGUGCAUGUACGAGGGAGGCGCUGAAUACCCACCAGUAUACAAACCUGGCAUUCCAUGUACAAAAUGUUCCGACGACGCAGCAUUCUGCGAUAAUGGACUAUGUGUUGCGUGUAACCCUGCGGCAGAAAAAUGUGACUGCAGAAAAACGUGUGGAAAAUCCCUUAUAGGCUUAGGAACCUUGGACAACGAUACGUGCACGUGUGCAUGUAGAUACGGAGCGGGGCCAAAUUGUGACGAGGAAUGCAAGAACCAAAAUAUGUAUGAAGACUGGGAUAUAUGCCAAGAGCUGACGGACGAAAAUUGUAACUCACCAUAUCAGGAGGAGAGGGAAAUGUUCAGAGAAUUUUGUCCCCAGCGAUGUGGAGUGUGUGAAAAAUAUCCAUCCAGCCAAAUUCUCUCUGUUCUGAGAAGACAGAAUAGAGUGCAAUGACGGAAGUGGUUUUGGGAGGCAUGUGCAAUCGGAUAUCAAUAGGACCAUAUUCCGGAAUUUUUUAAUUUCAUCUCUGUCCAGUGUUUGGCUGUUGUGAUCGACUGAACGUGUUUUCUUUUUAAGCGUACAAAAUGUUUAAUAAGCCCUGCAGCAACCACUAAUAAUAUAAUACAAUCACUAAUGAUAUGAUAUAAUCACUAAUAAUACGCAGUUGGAGGUCAAAUCAUUUAUAAGCACAAUACCAGUGACAAAUGCAUUUGGGAUUUACCCCCGAACUAUACCUUCUUUUUUUUUUUAUCAAAGUAAAACAUUUCAAAAUAUAUCAAACAAACAUCGAACUUUUCUCCCAAUUUCUGAUCAUUUAAGUUUUGUUAAAUUAUUCAUUAGUGUGGAUAAAAACUAUUCACAAGGUAUAUCACGUCGCCAUCUUGUUUUUCUUUUUUACCAGCUGCAUGACCAUCGCUUGCAAUUUUCGGCGAAAAGAUCGAUAUGAUACAUGUAUAAUGAUAAGCCCCCUACCGUUCAGAGGCAACUCUGUCAAGGUCUUACUCUCGCAUCGUUAUGGUGAACGGGAAAUAAAGUCCAUUUAUCGGCUAUAAUCAACCGUCAAACAUCGUCUACUGCUUCUUAAAAGCAAAGAAUCGGUGAAAGGGAGACGGAAGUUGAUAUAAUUAUGCAAAUGAGAAUACGCAACUUCCGAGAUAUCAGCUCUUCUGUGAUAGAGGUACGUUCAGUGUUCUGUUGAACGCUUGGGUGGGUACAAGAUGUAUACAUAUAGUAUAGACUAGCAAUGUAACUACGGAUAAAAGUAAUGAAAGUGUAAAAAAAAAAAAAAUCAGCCGUUCGUAUACAUUAAACUGACCAUAUCGAGAAUGCUAUUUGAUUGAAUUAGGCCAUUAAAUUAAAUAUGAAAUUAUUUAUAAUUUUUUAUUUCCUCUUCUGCAAGAGUGAUAUUUUAAUCAAAGAAAAAUGGUGAUUAUCUAUUUUUGUUUGAGGUAUUUUAUUAUUGAAUACUAAUAAACUUACUAAUAUUGUGUGUCCCUGCAGUUAGGGUGGUUGCAUGAUGUCUGAUAACAGGCCUUUAGGCAAUAUACGAAGGCAGCGAUAAGCAUUUGUACCCACCUCGUGUGGACGAUAGUAUGUUUUGUGUCUCACUGUGCGUAAGAGUUCCACAAAGGGAAAGAACUGUUGGGCAACUCGGAAAUUGCGUAUUCUCUUGCCGCUGUACCCUCUGACAAUUGUGCAGAGAUAAAAGGGGUAGCACUGAAUGCAGGGCAAUGUGCAGCCCUAAUACAAUUGUGUGGUAUUAGGACAGACUGGCACGGGGGGUUCAGUAGAAAAGGUGCAUCUUUCUUUUUGUAAAAAAGAGUGUUAGGAGGAAACAAAAGAACCAACAAUAGUAUGAUAUAUUGUGAACUUGGCAGAUUUCCACUUUACGUUAGAAGAAAACUGAGAAUUUUUAAAUUCUGGUUAAAAAUUAAAACCACGAAUAACUGUAUUUUGAAAGAUUGUUAUGAAAAUAUGAUUGCAAACAAUGACAACUGGAUUGUUAAUGUGAAACAUGAUACAUGUAUGUCAAUCAUUGGUUUAGAAUAUCUGUUUGAAAAGUCGUGUGUGAAUCAGCUUAAAGAUUAUAAAAUAAAAGAAUUCAGAAUAUUGAAUAUUUACAAACAAAAUAUAAUGUCUCUUUCAAGUUCACCAAAAAGUGUUCUUUAUCAACAUUUAAUACACAACUUUUGUUUACAAUCAUAUCUCAAAAGAUCAAUCAACUUAAAAGGGAAAAAUUAUCAUUAAAUUCAGAACGUCUUCACAUUCUUUGAAUAUUGAAAAAGGCAGGCAUAACAAUGUUUUAAGGACUGUGAGGCUUUGUAAAUUAUGUGAUUAUAUUGAUAUAGGAGAUGAGUUUCAUUUUAUCCUGAAAUAUCCAUUUUACAACGAUUUGAGAAAGAAAUAUAUUAAGGGGUUUUAUUACACAAAACCAAGUGUCUUUAAAUUAGUUAAGCUCCUUAGUGUAGACAAUACUAAAGAACUCUAUAACUUGGGAAAAUUCUUAGUACAAUCUGUGAAAAUACGAAGUUUAGCAUUGUAAGUCAAUAAUGUAAUUAUAGUAUUUUUUCUAAUAUGUGCAUCUCAUAAUGUGAUUACAUGUAUAUUAUUUUAUAUUUGUAUUUUCUUCUCCUAGCUUCUCCUGUCCACUCACCUGUUGUUUAUCUUAUACAAUUAGACAUAUUUUGUAUAUACAUGUACAUGUGCUAGAUGUAUUCCGAUGAGUUGUAUAACUCAAGGACAAUAAAGAAUUGAAAAGUAAAUUAUCGCAAUGUAAAAACAACAUUGGAAAUGUUCAUAGCACUCUUUUUUAUUUUCUUAUGCUUCGACUGAAAAAUCUACAGACAUUUGGCAGUAUAUAUGUUACUGAACGUUUGAGAGUACACCCACGUGUGAGCGUGUGUGGGUUUUAAUUCAGUAUUGUGAACUUUUAUUAUAAAUAGUACAUGUGAUAUUUACUUUCAACUACUUUUAAUAAAAGUGCAUGAAUAACAGAAGUUAUCGUGUUUAACGUUGAAAAAAAAUGAAAUAAAGUUUACACAAAUAGAA